Penicillium griseofulvum is the source of this 1536-nucleotide messenger RNA. RefSeq lists its product as uncharacterized. Gene Ontology annotation, cellular component: Rpd3L complex; cytosol. Lineage: Eukaryota; Fungi; Ascomycota; Eurotiomycetes; Eurotiales; Aspergillaceae. The transcript has 4 exons. The coding region runs from base 1 to 1536 and encodes 511 amino acids. The record is from RefSeq and is a predicted model, not a curated record. Gene Ontology annotation, biological process: negative regulation of rDNA heterochromatin formation; negative regulation of silent mating-type cassette heterochromatin formation.
AUGGCGGCGCAAGCGGCGUUAAUCGCCGAUACGAUCACCGGCAUGAAGCGAGCCUUGCGCAGAGAGCGUGAGGAUAAUGGCCCGGACGACCCGAUCAUGGCACCGACGAACCGAGGGAACAAAAUGCAUGCUAAUGCUAAGUAUGUGAGCGAGGGUGCACUUGGCUACAUCCACGCGGAGGAUUACUACAAGCAGAGAGUCGAACAUGCUGGUUACACGCGCUACAUCCUUCAGCCGAAUCCGACUCGCUAUGAUUCAGAGGGAGAUGAGCUUGAUGAGGAUGAUGAAGAUUCCGAGGCGGAUGCUGCGGCUGCUGAAGAGAACCCGUUCUCUGGGAUUGCGCUUGAGACUCUACUGUGUCCCUUGAAGCAUCCCUCCGAACUCGCUACUCAUCCUUCUAUGUCCCAAGCAUACACGUCGCAAGCCCUGGAGAAUAUGACAGCGGCAGUUGAGCAUAAGCUCCGCCAGGAACGGGCUUUGCUCUGGCGCGCCAGGAGCUUGCAUAGGCAAUUCCUGGGUGAUAGCAGUUGGAUGCCGUGCGGUGCGCUCGAGACGCCUAAUGAUCACUUGAUCUUCGACCCUAGGCUUGCUAGCAAUGCUCCGAGCGUAUAUGCUGGUCAACAGGGUGCAAGUGGGACUGGUACUCCGUCUGCCACUAAGGAUCCCAAUGCCCCGCAGGACACAACACAAAAGGUACCUGCACCAACGGCCACACAGGAGUCUCAACUGGCACAGAACGGGACAAAAGCCCAGACCAGUUCAAUGCCGAAUGACGUGGAAAUGGCCGAGGUCCCAGCAGAAGGUGAACCCACCAAGAACGGCCUGCAGCUUAAAUCAGAGGAGACCGAUGCCACCGUCAAAGACCUUCCACCUCAUCCCAACACCUCGGCUCCCGCCCAAGAGAGCAACAGCAGCAAUAACCGCGCAUCUGGGACGAGCACAAACCCACCCCUCAACGGAAAACAAGAUAUGGACACAACAAAAGAUGUGGAACCAGUUGACACAACCGAACUCAACGACGACACAGAGCAAGACCUCGAAAUGCAUGAUGGCUCCUCACCAGAACCACCCCGGCGAAUGACAACGCGCGCCCAAGCCAACGCAGUCAACCCUGAGAAUGAAAACGGUUCCCCACACUCUUCCGACACAGCAUUCCCACUUCCAACCCCGCACCCUCUUUUCCUCGUCCCGGACAACAUCCGCCCCGACCCGAACUAUGGCCUUCCCGCUGCUGAAGCCGAGGAGACCCGCCGCCUGCUUUGGUCGUACAUCCAGAAGCAGGAAGAGACAGUUCGAGGGGUCGAGCACAUGCUCGAUUCGCUGAAUAGAUCUUGCCGCAUGAAAGCUGAUGUUCUAGAGUGGUGUAAAGCCGAGGGACAUGUUGGAGAGAUGAGUGAUGGCGAAGACUGGUAUGAUCGUGAGCAGUGGGGCCUUGCUGAGGGGGAAGAUUUGAAGAAGGGGACUGAUGAGGAUGAGGUGGAGACUGUUGACGAAAGUCGGACACAGGGGAAGAGGGGGAGGGGAAGGCGACAGUAA